AUGGAUGAAAUAUUUAACCACAGUGGAGCAGUGAACCGAAGUUCACCCGGUGAUGAAAAAUUCAGUUUCGAAGACAUUGAUGUCGGCGCAGAUGGCACCCCCAUCCUGAGGAUACUCAUCUCUGUGGUGUACUCUGUAGUUUGCGCAGUGGGUUUGGUGGGGAACCUGCUCGUCUUUUUCCUCAUGAGGUUACGACAAGGACGAAAGAGGUCGACCAUCAAUGUUUUCAUCAUUAAUUUGGCAGUGACGGACUUCCAGUUCGUGCUCACUUUGCCCUUCUGGGCUGUGGACACCGCGCUGGACUUCAGCUGGCCAUUUGGAGACGCCAUGUGCAAAAUCAUCCUCUCGGUCACCGUGAUGAACAUGUACGCCAGCGUGUUUUUUCUCACUGCCAUGAGUGUGACGCGUUACUUAUCUGUCGCCUCUGCUCUGAAGAAAAAAUCUCACAGAAGGUCACGGUAUGUGAAGUGGGUGUGCGCGGUGCUGUGGGUGGCGGCAACCGUCGCCACAGCCCCGACAACUAUCUUCUCCACUGUAACUGUGGUCGCUGGAGAAAAACUGUGCCUCCUCAAGUUUCCAGAUGGGCACGACUGGCUCGCCCUCUAUCAUAUCCAGAAAAUCUUGAUAGCUUUUAUCAUCCCUAUGCUUAUAGUCUCUGUCAACUAUCUGAUGCUUCUGCGCUUCGUGAGACGCAGGAGCAUGGACAGCAGCAACCCGAAACGGAGGUCGAGAGUCACCAAAUCUGUCGCUAUAGUGGUCUUGUCUUUUUUCUUCUGCUGGAUGCCAAACCAUGCCAUCACAUUUUGGGGCGUCUUGGUCAAAUUUAACGCAGUCAACUGGGAUAAGUCAUAUUACAUGGUGCACACGUAUGUGUUCCCUGUUACUGUGUGUUUGGCGCAUGCAAACAGCUGCUUGAACCCAGUGCUUUACUGCCUGAUGAGGCCAGAAAUCAGGAAAAUGCUUAGCAGUUUGUUCUGGAGAGUUUCCACUCCAUCCUCCAACAAGGGAUGCGCGACGCGCUCUUUAACGCAGGGAGAAACUCUGGGAGUCGUGCCUCUCCAAAUAAUGGACAAUGGAGAGUACACGCUGUCCAUCAUAGACCGUAAAGGCUUAUCAAACUCUAAAAUGAUCCCAUACACCCGAUAA
This is a messenger RNA of Scomber japonicus (chub mackerel), 1146 nucleotides long. Its product is annotated as relaxin-3 receptor 1-like. The record is from RefSeq and is a predicted model, not a curated record. The transcript has a single exon. Gene Ontology annotation, biological process: G protein-coupled receptor signaling pathway; immune response. Lineage: Eukaryota; Metazoa; Chordata; Actinopteri; Scombriformes; Scombridae. The coding region runs from base 1 to 1146 and encodes 381 amino acids. Gene Ontology annotation, molecular function: G protein-coupled receptor activity. Gene Ontology annotation, cellular component: membrane.